Vitis riparia (riverbank grape) is the source of this 3426-nucleotide messenger RNA. RefSeq lists its product as uncharacterized. The transcript is spliced from 19 exons. The record is from RefSeq and is a predicted model, not a curated record. Gene Ontology annotation, cellular component: endoplasmic reticulum; Golgi apparatus. Lineage: Eukaryota; Viridiplantae; Streptophyta; Magnoliopsida; Vitales; Vitaceae. The coding region runs from base 158 to 3094 and encodes 978 amino acids.
AAAGAUUCCAACCACGUAAACAACUUCAAAACGGCACCGUUUCUAGACGCUUUUUUUUGCUGUGUGCUCUCGCCGCUCGACGUGGUCAUUUCGCGUUAUCCGGAAGGUCUGUGAGAGUAAUUGUCGGUUGCCUCCUUUCAUCAACUAACUACCUCUGAUGGGAUGGGGAAACAUCUACAGACGGCGUGUGAAAGUAUUCACAGUAGCUUUUAUAAUCUACCUGGAUUAUAAGGCUUUACAGCAAAGAGAGAAAUGGAGUAGCAAAUCUAAAAAAGCCGCUCUAUGGGAAAGGGCUCAUGAACGCAAUGCUAAACGUGUGCUUAAUUUGAUAGUAGAGUUGGAAGGUUUGUGGGUAAAACUCGGACAGUACUUAUCUACACGUGCAGAUGUGCUUCCUGAGGCCUAUAUAUCCCUUCUCAAGCAGUUACAAGAUUCUCUUCCUCCUCGGCCUUUGAAAGAGAUAUGUCGGACUAUAGAGAAGGAGUUAGGGAAAUCCAUGGAUGAUCUAUUCUCGAGUUUUGUUGAUGCUCCUCUGGCGACAGCGUCGAUAGCUCAAGUUCAUCGUGCAACUCUGAGAAGUGGGGAAGAUGUGGUUGUUAAAGUUCAACAUGAGGGCAUCAAGACAGUCAUAUUGGAGGACUUAAAGAAUGCAAAGUCAAUAGCUGACUGGAUAGCAUGGGCAGAACCACAAUAUGACUUCAACCCUAUGAUUGAUGAAUGGUGCAGAGAAGCACCUAAAGAACUUGAUUUUGAUCAUGAAGCUGAAAACACUAGAAAAGUCUCCAGAAAUCUAGGCUGCAAAAACAAGAAUGAUGUCAUGCCUGGCAAUCAAGUGGAUGUGUUGAUUCCAGAAGUUAUUCAGUCAACUGAAAAAGUCCUCAUUUUAGAGUAUAUGGAUGGGGUUCGUUUGAAUGACUGUGAAUCACUGAAAGCUUUUGGUAUUGACAAACAAAAGCUUGUCGAAGAAAUAACUCGUGCAUAUGCCCACCAGAUUUAUGUUGAUGGAUUUUUUAAUGGUGACCCCCACCCUGGAAAUUUUCUUGUCAGCAAGGAACCUCCACAUCGUCCAGUUUUGCUUGACUUUGGGCUUACAAAGUCACUAUCAAGCUCUAUGAAACAAGCACUAGCGAAAUUGUUUCUGGCAUCUGCAGAGGGGGAUCAUGUGGCUCUUUUGUCUGCCUUAUCAGAAAUGGGACUUAGGUUGCGCCUUGACCUGCCAGAUCAGGCGAUGGAAGUAGCAACUGUAUUUUUCCGUUCUUCAACACCAGCUAGUGAAGCUCUUGAAAACAUGAGAUCUUUGUCUAAGCAACGAACGAAGAACAUGAAAGUCAUACAGGAAAAGAUGAAACUCAAUAAAAAAGAAGUUAAACGCUUUAAUCCCGUGGAUGCAUUUCCAGGGGAUAUUGUGAUAUUCGCACGGGUUCUUAAUCUUCUUAGAGGGCUUUCAACCAUAAUGGAUGUUCGCAUCAGUUAUUUAGAUAUCAUGAGACCAUUUGCUGAAUCUGUUCUACAAGGAUACAUUAGCAAGGGACCAGCAGUGAAUUCACAAUGGAUAUAUGAUACACCUGUCCAUUCGGAUGUAGAGACAAAGCUAAGGCGCCUCCUAGUUGAGCUGGGGAAUGAUGAUAAAAUACUGGGAAUUCAGGUAUGUGCCUACAAAGAUGGGGAGGUUAUUAUUGAUACUGCUGCUGGAGUGCUUGGAAGAUAUGAUCCUCGUCCAGUUCAACCUGAUAGCCUAUUUCCUGUUUUCUCUGUAACAAAGGGUAUUACAGCAGGAAUGAUACAUUGGCUGGUUGACAAAGGGAAACUGAAGCUUGGGGAGAGUAUUGCAAAUAUUUGGCCAGAAUUUGGAUCAAAUAAAAAGGAGCUAAUAAAGGUCCAUCAUGUGCUUACACAUACAUCUGGUUUGCAAAACGCCUUGGGUGAUAUUUCAAGAGAAAAUCCUUUGUUGAUGUGCGAGUGGGAUGAAUGUUUAAAUCGCAUUGCUAUGUCAGUCCCUGAGACUGAACCUGGUCAUGAGCAGUUAUAUCAUUAUUUAUCUUUUGGCUGGCUGUGUGGUGGAAUUAUUGAGCAUGCUUCUGGGAAGAAAUUCCAGGAGAUACUAGAAGAAGCAUUUAUUCACCCCCUCCAGAUUGAAGGCGAGCUAUAUGUUGGAAUUCCUCCAGGUGUGGAAUCUCGACUUGCAACUCUCACAGUGGAUACUGAUGAUGUGCGCAAGUUGUCAGUGUACAGCAAUCGUCCUGACCUACCCGUAAGUUUCACGAGCAACAUCUCUGAGCUUGUGACCGUUCUUCCUGCUCUAUUCAACACACUCAAUAUCCGUCGUUCCAUCAUACCUUCUGCUAAUGGACAUUGCUCAGCCCGUGCACUGGCUCGCUACUAUGCAACCCUAGCUGAUGGUGGCAUUCUGCCACCACCACAUUCCACUUCGUCCAAGCCGCCACUUGGCAGCCACCCCCACAUUCCAUCAUUCCCUUCCCAGAAAACCUCCAAGAAGCAGAAAGGUGGCAAAAGUAAGGACGUAGCUGCUGCUUCAAACAAAACCAACAUUCACGAACAAAACACAGAUGAUGGUAGUAGAAGUUCCAAGGAUAGUUGUUACAAUAGAAAGGCUAGGUGUGAUAAUCACGGUAGGUUUCCCCAUGAUAGUGGUAGUAGUAGUGAGAAUACCGUUAGCAACAAUGGGCAUAGAGUUGGCAGCACUGAAAAUGGUGAUGACUCUCCAAAGAGUGACACUAAGAUUUUUAGCAACCCCAGAAUCCAUGAUGCAUUCUUGGGUGUAGGGGAAUACGAGAAUUAUGGUUUCCCAAGUGGGAAAUUUGGUCUAGGGUUCAAGAGUUGUAGCUCGAAGGAUGGGACUUUGUUAGGCUUUGGACACUCAGGCAUGGGUGGAUCUACAGGCUACUGUGACAUAAAUAACAAGUUUGCUAUUGCUGUGACCCUGAACAAGAUGUCGCUCGGGGGUGUGACUGGAAAAAUAAUUCAAUUCAUUUGUUCAGAGCUGAAUUUGCCUGUCCCAGAGGAUUACUCGAGAUUCAGCGGGAGCGAAAAACCUGAAGAGCAGCCAAACGUAUGGAGGCCUCUUAUUAAUUGAGGGAAAGGCCUUUUUUCCCUGAACUUCUUGCAUUACUGUAACCUGAUCUAUAUGAAGACCUCCAAACUGGGAAUUGUUUAUGGUACACAUUCUUAUCUCCAAGAGAAAAUGAACACAUAUUUAAGAUGAUAUACUCACACUAGCAUAUAGGUAAAGUCCUGGACUGAAAAAAAAAAUGUUAAAAGAGUAUAUAUAAGAUCAUCUGCUUUGAUCUUUUUAUCUUUAUUGUUUGUUUUGUUGAACCCUUUCUGGAGGUUCUGCUAUGAGCAGAGCAUGUAGUUAUAUUCUUAUAUGCUUGUUGAAAUUAUGGCAGGGACGUGAAAGUUUUGGCA